AUGGAAUUAAUCACACAGAACAUAUCGAUAAUAUCACUAACCAUCCAGACUCAACCUACAAAAGCACAAUCGCUCAAGCCUUACGGUCAAGCUAUUCCUUUCGUCCUCACGGGGAAAGAUCGAUAUCAUUUCCAGCCCAAUCAGCGAGAUACCAAAGACGAGUUGAUAGGUAUCUCGUUCUACUCAUACUCCAAUGAGAAACGACAUGCAUCAAUAUCCAUCCGAAUAGCACCAGAUAGAAAAUUACGCAGGAGGGGAUGGGAGAGGUUGAAGUUGAGUAGUGAGGGAAAAGGGUUUUCAGCAUAUAGGCUUUAUACCAAUCAAGGUGAUGGGACGACUAGAGAUAUAGUGAUUAUAUAUGAGAAACCCGAUACAGCCAACUUUCUCUCUCGUAUAUCAGACGAUACGCAUCUUGGCGAGAUCACUCUACCUGGGACACAUGAGUCUUGUGCUCUAUAUGGGUAUCCGAUAUCACAAUGUCAACAACCGAGUACUCCUAUCGAACAGCAAUUACUUGAUGGAGUAAGGUUUCUAGAUGUGAGAUUGAGGGUGGUAGGAGACGAGCUGUUGAUGUAUCACGGUCCUCGUCCGCAACGAUCUACUCUCACUGCCCUACUUACAGUCCUCCACCAAUUCCUCCAAACCCACCCAACAGAAACUCUCAUCUUAUCCAUCAAAGAGGAGACUCCACCAUGGCAUCCUCAUUUCUCCCAAAUCUUGUACAAAGCCUUCGAGCCAUUUUUAGAUAAGUGGUUCUUAGAGGAACGUAUACCCACCUUGGGGGAAGUAAGGGGGAAAGGGUUGUUGUUAACUAGGUUUGAUAGGGAUAAAGAUGGGAAUGGUAAAUGGGAGCAGGGGAUGGGUAUACAUCCUUAUACGUGGCCUGAUUCACGGAAAGAAGGAUUUGAAUGGAACUGCCAUGGAACGAAAAUAAGAACUCAGGAUUGGUAUCGUGUACAUACUUUUCUAGAGAUACCGGAAAAGUUCGACGCAAUUACGACCCAUCUCACACCUACUCUCACCCCACCACAAUCCCCAACAUUCACACUCUCUUUCCUGACAGCUUCGUACUUCCCCUUAUCCCUCCCAACAAUCAUCGCAAAAGGAUUUGGCCUCCCAUCUUGGGGAUUAGGAGUGGAAGGUAUAAAUUCGAGAAUGUGCAAAUGGCUGUUGGAACGUAUGUCAAAUGGCGAGAGAAUCAGGGCCUGUUUACCUAUUGAUUUUUAUAGACAGUGUGCGGGUGAUGAGGGAUUGGCAGAGUUGCUGGUUCAGAUGAAUCUGAUGGGAGGAUAA
Molecule: messenger RNA, 1293 nt
Organism: Kwoniella botswanensis
Lineage: Eukaryota; Fungi; Basidiomycota; Tremellomycetes; Tremellales; Cryptococcaceae
Exons: 6
Coding region: 1-1293 (430 amino acids)
Biological process (GO): lipid metabolic process
Molecular function (GO): phosphoric diester hydrolase activity
Source: RefSeq, a predicted model, not a curated record